This is a messenger RNA of Arthroderma uncinatum, 1716 nucleotides long. RefSeq names its product RSC complex subunit Sfh1. Gene Ontology annotation, biological process: regulation of transcription by RNA polymerase II; chromatin remodeling. NCBI's taxonomy places the organism in Eukaryota, Fungi, Ascomycota, Eurotiomycetes, Onygenales, Arthrodermataceae. Gene Ontology annotation, cellular component: RSC-type complex; nucleus; nuclear chromosome. The coding region runs from base 1 to 1716 and encodes 571 amino acids. Gene Ontology annotation, molecular function: transcription coregulator activity; protein binding. The record is from RefSeq and is a predicted model, not a curated record. The transcript has 3 exons.
AUGCCACCAUUAGGUUAUGUGACCUCCUACGCUCCCCGACUGCGCCAGUAUGCCAAUUCGCUGGUCUCGCCCGUUCUUCCUACUGCGCCGGCCGCCGCGGCCGUGAGGACCACGAAGCGCGGAACGGUGGUCGUGAAUUAUGCGGAGAACGACUAUGACGACGAUGAUUUUGACGACAGCGAAGGGCCCAGGCGGCCGACAGGGUUGCGCAGCUUACGGAGGGAGGAAUUAAACCCCCUUCAGGGUCCGGCGGGUGAGAAACUGGGCAAGGAGAUAUCUGCGCCUGUCAACGUCCAAGCCAACUUUCGAGACUGGGUUGUUAGAAAAACAAUCAAAGCAGGGAGAGAGAGACACUUGAAGUCUCAGGCGCAACUGCCCGUGAACCUCAUACCGAUACGAAUCGACCUCGAAGUUCCAGCGUACCAGCCUGCCGAACCGUUCCCAUUACCGCGAAACUACUUGGAGGCCGGUAUCAAUCCUACCCUACCCGCUUACAGAAAGCCCGAAUCGGCACCCCCAUAUAGAAUAAAAGAUACCUUUCUUUGGAACCUUCAUGAGGCCCUGACGACACCAGAGGAGUUUGCGUCGGUGUUCGUGCGCGAACUGGACUUGCCAAAUCCGCAGUCAACGGCUAUGGGGAUUUGUAACCAAAUUCGACAGCAGCUGGAGGAAUACGCAGGUGUUGCGAUGCACCCCCUAUUUCAGACGACAUCAAGCCAAGUAAAGCAGAUAGAUGCUGCUCCUAGGAUAAGCGUCACUGGGGAACGACCGAUGACGCCAAUGCAGACAACUCCCGCAACCCCUGUUGCUCCCUCUGACAGCAUAAGCACUGGACAGCAGGAUGGAAAUGCCCAGCCAGACCCAUCCGCAAGCGAUGCGCCGUAUGAUCCCGACGAUGCGUACCGAUGCAUCGUAGGCCUUAACAUAAACCUCCAAAACAAAUUAUACAGUGACAAAUUUGAAUGGUCGCUCUUACAUUCCAGGGGGAUGGCCGAGCAGUUUUCAAAAGUUACUUGCGCGGAUCUUGGUCUUGGUCCAGAAUGGGCAAGUUCAAUCGCCCACGGAAUCUAUGAAGCUGUCUUGAAGCUGAAGAAAGAAGCAUGCGAGAGCGGCGGCCUUAUCAGCAGUACAGGUGGCCUGGGAGCUGAAAUUGAUAAUCAAACAGCAAAUGGCAAAGAAGCCGGUUGGCGCUACGACCCUGAUACUCUAGGAGACGAAUGGGAAACUAGAGUCGAGACUCUAUCCAAGGAAGAGAUUGAAAAACGAGAGGGCGAUCGAGAACGACAGAUCCGAAGGCUUCGACGAGAGACUGCUAGGUUUUCGUCGACGGGCGCAGUUGCAGUUGCUGCACCAGAGCUAUCGCGGCAAGGUUCCGGCAGCUAUUUCGAUGUACCAGACGGUAGCGAGACACCUAUGGGCCGUGGAGAGAGAAGUAAGAGGAAACGUCGACUUAGAAGUCCUAGUCCAACUGGUCGAAGCGGAACCCCCGGCGGAAGGGGCACGCCAGACACUGGUGGGACUGCUGGUUACGGAGGUGGAGGAGGAACACUGGCCGAAUGGGAGAGACAGGCAUGGCGCUGUGCCAAUUGUCUGGUUUGGGGCUCCGCGGUGUGGGCAGUAAGGGAUGGGCCAGCAGGGCCAAGGUAUGAAUGCAACAAGCGACUACCAGCAUGGCAGAAGGGUCUUCAUUAUGUUGACCAUUCAAUUGUCCGCUAA